AUGGCCGGCAGGGGAGUCAGGAGCCUCACCGAGGCCAUGAGAGGCCUGGUGGUCUCAUCGCAGGCUUGCAGAGCGACGAGGCCAACAUCUUUCCUCGGCUCAUCCAACUUUACGAGAUCAAUGGCCAGCGAGGCGCCAUUGCCCAACAUCACGACGUCGGCGAUCUCAAAGCCCAGCGAUACUUGGGCACCAACCACCUCCGUCCCGGUCACGAUCCACGCCUUCCCGGACCUCGAGCCCCUCACCCUCGACGUCUACUCGCCGAAGCACCUUUUCCUCCCCCUCCGCCGCGAUCUCCUCCAUCUCGCCGUCGUCUACGAGGGCGACAAGACCCGCCAGGGUACGGCCAGCACCAAGACGCGCUGGGAGGUCCGCGGUUCGCAUCGCAAGGUGCGCCCCCAGAAGGGCUCCGGCAAGGCCCGUGUCGGCACCAGGCAGUCUCCCAUCCGCGUCGGCGGAGGUGUCGCCCACGGCCCGAAGCCGCGCGACUUCAGCACCCGCCUCAACCGCAAGGUCUACGACGUCGCGUGGCGCACCGCCCUGAGCUACCGCUACCGCCGCGGCGAGCUCAUCGUCUGCGAGAACGGCAUGGACCUGAAGAUGCCGUGGGACUUCACCUCGUUGGUCGAGGCCCGGUGCAUGCCGCCCAAGCUGGACGAGGAGUACAGCCGCAAAUGGAUCUUGCAGCUCCUGGAGGCCAAGCAGUGGGGCAAGGAGCACGGCCGGACGUUGUUUGUCACCUCUGGAGAGAAGCCGUGGCUCUCCAGGACCAUGUUGGCGGCGGGUGACCACGGAAGGUGUCUUGAUGUCAAGGACGUGGAUGUGAAGGACCUGUUGGAGGAGGGACGUGUGGUGAUUGAGAGGGAGGCGCUGAAGGAGAUCAUCGAGGCGCACCAGAGCGACUUGGUCAGCAAGAUCUUCAUCAACGGUAUCACAAGGUCAGGCCCGGAAAUUAUUCAGUACUAA
Colletotrichum chrysophilum is the source of this 966-nucleotide messenger RNA. RefSeq lists its product as uncharacterized. Gene Ontology annotation, cellular component: ribosome. Gene Ontology annotation, biological process: translation. Gene Ontology annotation, molecular function: structural constituent of ribosome. The transcript has 2 exons. Bases 1 to 966 code for a protein of 321 amino acids. NCBI's taxonomy places the organism in Eukaryota, Fungi, Ascomycota, Sordariomycetes, Glomerellales, Glomerellaceae. The record is from RefSeq and is a predicted model, not a curated record.